AUGCUCCAAGAUCGGAGUGCAAUGGGCGCGGCAUGCGGUGGUUGCUGGGGUUGGGCUGAGAGGCUGAUGCUGUCGGGACGACUCGAGCACUUGAAGGAGUUCCUGUGCUUCUCGAUUGUGCGGCUGGCGAAGAGGUACGAGCGGAGGUGCCGUCCGAAGCGCAUCUUCGUCGUCAGGCACGGGGAGAGUGAAGGGAAUGUUGACAAGUCCUUGUUCGAAUGCAAACCGGACAACGAGCAUUCGCUCACAGAGAAGGGGAGGAGGCAGGCGAGAGAAGCAGACGUUGCCCAAGGCAUGCUCCUCAAGUCCAUCAUCGGCGACGAGGCCGUCUACUUCCAAGAGAUCAUCAGUUGCUUCAUAGACAUCGAGACCGAGUGCAACUGCAGCGCGGCGAGCAGGAAGGGAGGCUCGCAGUCUGAGAACCAGAACCAGUGCAUCAGCGACUUCCAUCGCAUGAACUGCAACCCUGCCGGGAGGGCUGCUGGGCUUUCGGUGGACGAUGGCGGCGAGGAAGACUGCGGGGGGGAACUGGGCAAACUGUCGUCAGAGGACAGAGGAGCGAGCACGUGCUAUCUCCGCUGCCGCUCCAACUCUCUGCAGAGCCUCUUCUCCUCUUACAACGACGUGUACGUUUGGCCCCGCUCUGCCAUGUACAAGGUCCGGGAGGACGCCAGGCUGAGGGAGCAGGACUUUGGCAACUACCAGGAUCUCCUGCAUAUGCAGAAGUCUCUCCAGGAUCGCCAGACCUACGGGCCGUUCUGGUAUCGAUUCGAGCACGGAGAGUCAGGGGGGGACGUGUGGGAUAGGAUCUCGGGCUGGUGGGCUUCUGUCUUCCGCGACAUGGCGAGGUAUCGAUAUCCCAACUAUGUCAUCGUUACCCAUGGAAUCACCAUGAGGCUCUUCUGCAUGUACUACUUCAAGUGGUCGGUGGAGGAGUUUAGUCAGGUCCGAAACCCUUCCAACUGCGAGGUCUGGGAGCUCAGGAGGGACGCGAACUUUCAGUACCGUCUGGUGUCGCCAGUCAAGUUGCACAACGGUCAGAUCAUACCAGAGCACAUGACGAGAGGGCUCAUGGGGACCGUGCUCGACGCCUCGUUCCCUGGAGAUGCGGAGGACGACGAUCUUGUCUCCGAUGCUCCUGUUGCUCCUGUUGAUGAUCCAGAGGAGGCUGACGGGUCAGGAGCUGUGUAUGCCGAUGUGAGGGAUGGAAGCGACGGGAACGAGAUCAUCGGGCUCAACGACGACCCAGCCAUGGCGUACGUUGCGACGGGGAGAGUUUACGAUGUACAACGGCAGGGAACACUCACAGCAGACAAGACGAAGACGAGGAACUACGAGUUUCCUGUGUUCUGAUGAGAUGCUGAGGAGGGGAGGGGGAGGAGAAGGGGCGGGCAGAGGGGAGUAGGAGUGGAGGAAGUGUAAAAUUGUUAAGGUGGUGAAGAAGGAAUAGAAGAGAACGAUGUUGAUGGUCAGAUGCAGAGGAAGAUUCUUGAAGAUACAGAGAUUCGACAGAGAGAAAGAGAAGGCAACAGAGAGAUAACUUUCUCUCUCAUCGAUCUUGCGGCAGAAUGAUUUUUAAACCCCGCACGUUGAAAUGAAUAACAGGAAGCUCG
Guillardia theta CCMP2712 is the source of this 1613-nucleotide messenger RNA. RefSeq lists its product as hypothetical. The transcript is spliced from 15 exons. Lineage: Eukaryota; Cryptophyceae; Pyrenomonadales; Geminigeraceae. Bases 1 to 1353 code for a protein of 450 amino acids. Gene Ontology annotation, molecular function: phosphatase activity. The record is from RefSeq and is a predicted model, not a curated record.